This is a messenger RNA of Arabidopsis lyrata subsp. lyrata, 3571 nucleotides long. RefSeq names its product receptor-like protein kinase HAIKU2. The coding region runs from base 239 to 3220 and encodes 993 amino acids. The record is from RefSeq and is a predicted model, not a curated record. Gene Ontology annotation, biological process: protein phosphorylation. Lineage: Eukaryota; Viridiplantae; Streptophyta; Magnoliopsida; Brassicales; Brassicaceae. The transcript has 2 exons. Gene Ontology annotation, molecular function: ATP binding; receptor serine/threonine kinase binding; protein kinase activity.
UGUUCACAGAAACAAAAUUAUUUGAAGUAGAUGUAAACGGAUUGGUGCAUGAAUGAAUGUAAUAAAAUCCAUAAAAGGCAAUAACAUUAAAGAAAAGAAAAAAGAAAAAAAAAAAAAAAAUAGUUGUCAAUUUUCAAAAUUUGUCGUACCGCCUACCCAAUUUUGUUUCUUCACUUCCGUUUACCAACAACAACGACGAGACACCACCGCUUUGUUUAUCCUUCCGAAGUAGAGAACAAUGAUGUUCCGGCGAUUAUUUAUCGUUCGCCUUCUCUUUUUAAUUCCACUGGCUUCAUCCAGAUCCAACCAUAGUCAAGAAGUAGAUACUCUUCUCAAACUGAAAUCCACCUUUGGAGAAACAAUAUCCGGCGACGUCUUCAAGACCUGGACUCACCGGAACUCGGCAUGCGAAUUCUCCGGAAUCGUAUGCAAUUCCGACGGAAACGUCACCGAGAUCAAUCUUGGAAGUCAGAGUUUGAUCAAUUGCGACGGCGACGGUAAAAUUACAGAUCUUCCUUUCGAUUUAAUCUGUGAUUUGAAGUUUUUGGAGAAGCUUGUUCUAGGAAACAACUCCUUGAGCGGCCGGAUUAGUAAGAAUCUCAGGGAAUGUAAUCACCUGAGAUACUUAGACCUCGGCACCAACAAUUUCUCUGGUGAGUUUCCGGCGAUUGAUUCAUUACGAUUGCUCAAGUUUUUGAGCUUAAACGGUUCUGGAAUCUCUGGAAUAUUCCCAUGGAGUUCUCUAAAAAACCUCAAGAGAUUAAGUUUCUUAAGUGUUGGAGAUAACCGAUUCGAUCUGCAUCCAUUUCCUAAAGAGAUUCUAAAUCUCACUGCCUUGAAAAGGGUUUUUCUGAGUAAUAGCAGCAUCACCGGUAAGAUUCCAGAGGGAAUCAAGAACCUUGUUCAUCUACGAAACCUUGAGCUCUCUGAUAAUCAAAUCUCUGGUGAAAUUCCAAAGGGGAUAGUUCAUCUCAGAAACCUAAGGCAGCUUGAGAUUUACAACAAUUACUUGACUGGUAAGUUACCAUUCGGGUUUCGGAAUUUGACGAAUUUGUGGAAUUUCGACGCCUCUAACAACUCCUUAGAAGGUGAUUUGUCAGAGCUGAGGUUCUUAAAGAAUCUUGUUUCUCUUGGAUUGUUCGAAAACCUAUUGACCGGUGAGAUUCCAAAAGAGUUUGGAGAUUUCAAGAGUUUAGCUGCUUUGUCUCUUUACAGAAACCAACUUACUGGGAAGCUUCCGAACAGACUCGGAUCUUGGACCGGUUUUAGAUACAUCGACGUGUCUGAGAACUUCUUGGAAGGUCAGAUUCCUCCUGAUAUGUGCAAGAAAGGCGCAAUGACGCAUCUUCUGAUGUUGCAGAACAGAUUCAUAGGACAAUUUCCAGAGAGCUAUGCUAAAUGCAAGACUCUGAUUCGUCUUCGUGUGAGUAACAACUUUCUCUCUGGUGUGAUUCCUUCAGGGAUUUGGGGGCUUCCUAAUCUCCAGUUUCUUGAUCUUGCUUCAAACCGUUUUGAAGGAAACCUCACUGAUGAUAUUGGCAAUGCCAAGUCUCUUGGCUCUUUGGAUUUAAGCAACAAUCGAUUUUCAGGUUCUCUACCGUUUCAGAUCUCAGGAGCUAACUCGUUAGUGUCGGUUAAUCUUCGCAUGAAUAAGUUCUCCGGGAUAGUUUCUGACUCUUUUGGUAAGCUUAAGGAGCUUUCAAGUCUCUAUCUUGAUCAGAAUAAUCUAUCAGGUGCUAUACCAAAGUCACUAGGCUUAUGCACAUUUUUGGUGUUUCUAAACCUUGCUGGAAACUCACUCUCUGAAGAAAUCCCGGAAAGUUUAGGAUCUUUACAGUUAUUGAAUUCUCUGAAUCUGUCAGGAAACAAACUGUCAGGAAUGAUUCCUGUUGGUUUAUCGGCUCUGAAGCUAAGCUUACUUGACUUAUCCAACAACCAGCUAACUGGUUCUGUUCCUGAAUCUCUCGAAAGUGGAAACUUUGAAGGAAAUUCAGGGCUAUGCAGCUCAAAGAUCGCAUAUCUUCAUCCAUGUCCGCUUGGAAAACCUCGCAGCCAAGGGAAGAGGAAAAGUUUUUCUAAGUUCAACAUUUGUUUAAUCGUUGCAGCGGUACUUGCUCUGUUUUUAUUAUUCAGUUACGUGAUCUUCAAGAUAAGACGGGAUAGGUCGAAUCAAACGGCUCAGAAGAAGAACAAUUGGCAAGUGAGCUCUUUUCGGUUACUUAACUUUAACGAAAUGGAAAUUAUUGAUGAGAUCAAGUCAGAGAAUCUCAUAGGCAGAGGCGGUCAAGGGAAUGUUUACAAAGUAACUCUAAGAAGCGGUGAAACACUAGCCGUUAAACACAUCUGGUGUCAGUGUCAGGAUAGUCCCUGCGAAAGCUUUAGAAGCUCGACGGCAAUGUUAAGUGACGGCAACAACAGAAGUAAGAGCCGGGAAUUUGAGGCAGAAGUCGGGACGCUAAGCAAUUUAAAACAUAUAAACGUUGUGAAGUUGUUCUGCAGCAUAACGUGUGAGGAUAGUAUGCUGCUUGUAUAUGAGUAUAUGCCUAAUGGAAGCUUGUGGGAGCAGCUGCAUGAGCGUCGUGGUGAGCAAGAGAUUGGGUGGCGUGUGAGACAAGCAUUAGCUUUAGGAGUUGCUAAAGGGCUGGAGUAUUUGCACCAUGGGUUAGAUCGGCCGGUGAUACAUCGGGACGUGAAGUCCAGCAAUAUAUUGCUUGAUGAGGAGUGGAGACCGAGGAUUGCUGAUUUUGGAUUGGCUAAAAUCAUUCAGCCUGAUUGGGUUCAACGAGAUUCCUCGGCUCCUCUUGUUGAAGGAACUCUUGGUUACAUUGCCCCCGAAUACGCGUAUACCACCAAAGUGAACGAGAAGAGUGAUGUGUACAGCUUCGGGGUGGUGUUAAUGGAGUUGGUAACAGGGAAGAAGCCGGUGGAGACAGAGUUCAGCGAGAACAGUGACAUAGUCAUGUGGGUUUGGAGCAUAAGCAAGGAGAUGAACAGAGAAAUGAUGAUGGAAUUAGUCGAUCCGAGUAUAGAAGAUGAAUACAAGGAGGAUGCUCUUAAAGUUUUGACCAUUGCUUUAUUAUGCACGGACAAGUCUCCUCAGGCUAGACCGUUUAUGAAAUCAGUGGUUAGUAUGCUAGAGAAAAUAGAGCCUUCCUACAAGAACAAUGGAGAAGCAAGUUACGAUGAGAGUGCUAAUGAUGAGAUUGCUAAAGUUGUAUAACUCAUAUUAUUAAUCGAGCUAAGGCUCAAGAAUAUUAAAUUCUUGAUUGGUUUUAUAAUUAUACAAAAUUCUUAAGAGAAAGAUUCUACGACCAGUUUUGUAUCAUCUACGUGGACAAAAAAACAGUAGUUUUAAAUAGUUAAACACGGUUUUUAACUAUAACAAGAUGAAUUUAGAUAAUUAUUGAAAUAUUAAUUUUCAAGAGACAAGAAGAUAUAAGCAAAAAGAUGAAGCAAACCGUAGUUAUUAAAUAACUUACAGACCAACUUUUAGAAAAUACAUUGCAACGACAUGACAUGCAUGCUCAUGAUGACAAACACAAAGAUCAGAGACAUCUUCAGAUGUUUCUUA